Messenger RNA from Epinephelus fuscoguttatus (brown-marbled grouper), 7750 nucleotides. RefSeq names its product pre-mRNA processing factor 8 (gene prpf8). NCBI's taxonomy places the organism in Eukaryota, Metazoa, Chordata, Actinopteri, Perciformes, Serranidae. The record is from RefSeq and is a predicted model, not a curated record. The transcript has 42 exons. Gene Ontology annotation, molecular function: protein binding; U5 snRNA binding; U1 snRNA binding. Gene Ontology annotation, biological process: spliceosomal tri-snRNP complex assembly; mRNA splicing, via spliceosome. Gene Ontology annotation, cellular component: catalytic step 2 spliceosome; U5 snRNP.
UCAUCGUGUGGCCGCCGUCGUUCUUGGUGCGUGAUGCAGUUUUAUGAAGACGAGUCAACACAACAGUGAAACGAAAAAGGACUAAAAACUACUCCUAAAGAGAAAUGUGGUGGUAGCUGAUUGUGUCUGAACACGGCUGUCAUCGACGAUAAGGAAUUACACAGGGAGUGAAGGUAGCCAGUAGUGAGGCACCAUGGCAGCUACCUUCCCCUACAGAGGGGUCCCUGCAGGGUUGCCACCAGGUGUCCCCCCUCCUGUGCCCGUCCCAGACUACAUGUCUGAGGAAAAGCUGCAGGAGAAAGCAAGAAAAUGGCAGCAAUUGCAGGCAAAGCGCUACUCAGAAAAGAGGAAGUUUGGCUUUGUGGAUGCUCAGAAAGAAGACAUGCCACCCGAGCAUGUCCGCAAGAUCAUCAGGGACCAUGGAGACAUGACCAACAGAAAGUUUCGCCAUGACAAGAGGGUGUACCUCGGUGCCCUCAAGUACAUGCCUCACGCUGUACUGAAGCUGCUGGAAAACAUGCCCAUGCCCUGGGAACAGAUCAGAGAUGUGCCCGUCCUCUACCACAUCACUGGAGCUAUUUCCUUUGUGAAUGAAAUUCCCUGGGUCAUAGAGCCUGUCUACAUUGCCCAGUGGGGCACUAUGUGGAUCAUGAUGCGACGUGAGAAGCGUGAUCGUCGGCACUUCAAGCGGAUGCGUUUUCCACCAUUUGAUGAUGAGGAGCCGCCGCUGGACUACGCUGACAACAUCCUUGAUGUGGAGCCACUGGAGGCCAUCCAGAUGGAGCUUGACUCUGAGGAGGACUCUUCAGUUGCAGAGUGGUUCUAUGAGCACCAACCCCUCAAAGACACUGCCAAGUUUGUGAAUGGCACCACCUACCGUCGCUGGCAGUUCACACUGCCCAUGAUGUCCACACUAUACCGCCUGGCCAAUCAGCUGCUCACCGACCUGGUGGAUUUCAAUUACUUCUACCUGUUUGACCUCAAGGCUUUCUUCACUUCCAAAGCUUUGAAUAUGGCUAUUCCUGGGGGACCAAAGUUUGAGCCACUGGUCAGAGACAUCAACCUCCAGGACGAAGACUGGAAUGAGUUCAAUGACAUCAACAAGAUCAUCAUCCGGCAGCCUAUCAGGACAGAGUACAAAAUUGCCUUCCCCUACUUGUACAACAACUUGCCGCACCACGUCCACCUCACCUGGUAUCAUACACCCAAUGUGGUGUUUAUCAAGACAGAGGAUCCAGAUCUCCCAGCAUUCUACUUUGACCCACUGAUCAACCCCAUUUCACACAGACACUCUGUCAAGAGUCAGGAGCCUCUGCCUGAUGAUGAUGAGGAAUUUGAGCUUCCUGAGUAUGUGGAGCCCUUCCUCAAGGAGACCCCACUCUACACAGACAACACAGCCAAUGGCAUCGCCCUGCUGUGGGCGCCGAGGCCCUUCAACCUCAGAUCAGGCCGCACAAGGCGUGCCAUUGAUAUCCCCCUGAUCAAGAACUGGUAUCGUGAGCACUGCCCUGCAGGACAGCCGGUGAAAGUGCGUGUGUCAUACCAGAAACUGCUCAAGUACUAUGUGCUGAAUGCUCUCAAACACAGACCACCGAAGGCCCAGAAGAAGAGGUAUCUGUUCCGCUCCUUCAAGGCCACCAAGUUCUUUCAGUCCACCAAGCUCGACUGGGUGGAGGUUGGCCUGCAGGUUUGCCGACAGGGCUACAACAUGCUCAAUCUGCUCAUCCACCGUAAGAACCUGAACUACCUGCAUCUUGACUACAACUUCAACCUGAAGCCUGUCAAGACACUGACCACAAAGGAAAGAAAGAAGUCCCGAUUCGGUAACGCUUUUCACCUGUGCAGAGAGGUGCUGCGUCUCAGCAAGUUGGUGGUAGACAGCCACGUGCAGUACAGACUGGGAAAUGUUGAUGCCUUCCAGUUGGCUGAUGGGCUGCAGUACAUCUUCGCUCAUGUGGGUCAGCUGACAGGCAUGUACCGCUACAAGUACAAGCUGAUGAGACAAAUCCGUAUGUGCAAAGAUCUAAAGCAUCUCAUCUACUACCGGUUCAACACUGGUCCUGUGGGCAAGGGUCCAGGUUGUGGCUUUUGGGCUCCCGGCUGGAGAGUGUGGCUGUUCUUCAUGAGGGGGAUCACUCCGCUGUUGGAGAGGUGGCUAGGGAAUCUGCUGGCCAGGCAGUUUGAAGGUAUGCAUACACACUGUCCCAUGUUUUUUGCAGUGGCCACUAUUAUUUCAGCAACAAUCUCUAUGGUGCAUCUGUAGCAACUAACAAACCAUUUAAGUCACUUUGACCUGGAGUUGCGUGCUGCUGUGAUGCACGACAUCUUGGACAUGAUGCCUGAGGGCAUCAAACAGAACAAAGCCAGAACCAUCCUGCAGCACCUCAGCGAGUCCUGGAGGUGCUGGAAGGCCAACAUCCCCUGGAAGGUGCCAGGCCUGCCCACUCCCAUUGAGAACAUGAUCCUGCGCUACGUGAAGGCUAAAGCUGACUGGUGGACCAACACUGCCCACUACAAUCGUGAGAGAAUCCGCCGUGGAGCCACUGUGGACAAGACAGUGUGCAAGAAGAACCUGGGGAGACUGACCCGUCUGUACCUGAAGGCUGAGCAGGAGAGGCAGCACAACUACCUGAAGGAUGGCCCCUACAUCACAGCUGAAGAGGCCGUAGCCAUUUACACCACCACUGUUCACUGGCUGGAGAGUCGGCGGUUCUCGCCCAUCCCCUUCCCUCCACUGUCCUACAAACACGACACCAAGCUGCUGAUCUUGGCCUUGGAGAGGCUCAAGGAGGCGUACAGUGUGAAGUCUCGUCUGAACCAGAGUCAGAGGGAGGAGCUGGGGCUGAUUGAGCAGGCGUACGACAAUCCUCACGAGGCCUUGUCCAGGAUCAAACGUCACCUGCUCACCCAGAGAGCCUUCAAAGAGGUUGGUAUCGAGUUCAUGGACUUGUACAGUCACCUGGUGCCCGUGUAUGAUGUCGAGCCCCUGGAGAAGAUCACCGACGCCUACCUUGACCAGUACCUGUGGUACGAGGCAGACAAGAGACGCCUCUUCCCACCAUGGAUCAAACCUGCUGACACUGAACCACCACCACUGCUGGUCUACAAGUGGUGCCAAGGCAUCAACAACCUACAGGAUGUGUGGGAGACUGCUGAGGGAGAGUGCAACGUGAUGCUGGAGUCCCGCUACGAGAAGAUGUAUGAGAAGAUCGAUCUGACCCUGCUCAACAGGCUGCUGCGUCUCAUCGUUGACCACAACAUCGCUGAUUACAUGACGGCCAAAAACAACGUGGUCAUCAACUACAAGGAUAUGAACCACACCAACUCCUACGGCAUCAUCAGGGGGCUCCAGUUUGCCUCUUUCAUUGUACAGUACUACGGCCUGGUGAUGGACCUGCUGGUGCUGGGUCUGCACCGUGCCAGUGAGAUGGCCGGCCCACCUCAGAUGCCCAACGAUUUCCUCAGUUUCCAGGACACACCCACAGAGAGUGCCCACCCAAUCAGACUGUACUGCCGCUACAUCGACCGCAUCCACAUCUUCUUCAGGUUCUCUGCUGACGAGGCCAGGGAUCUGAUUCAGAGGUAUCUGACGGAGCAUCCAGACCCCAACAACGAGAACAUAGUGGGUUACAACAACAAGAAGUGCUGGCCCCGCGAUGCCCGCAUGAGACUGAUGAAGCACGAUGUCAACCUUGGACGUGCUGUGUUUUGGGACAUCAAGAACCGCCUGCCCAGAUCUGUGACCACUGUCCAGUGGGAGAACAGCUUUGUUUCUGUCUAUAGCAAAGACAACCCCAACCUGCUCUUCAACAUGUGUGGCUUUGAGUGCCGCAUCCUGCCAAAGUGCCGCACCAGCUAUGAGGAGUUUACUCAUAAGGAUGGUGUGUGGAACCUGCAGAAUGAGGUAACCAAAGAGAGGACAGCGCAGUGUUUCUUGCGUGUGGAUGAUGAAUCAAUGCAGCGCUUCCACAACAGAGUGCGUCAGAUCCUGAUGGCCUCUGGAUCCACCACAUUCACCAAGAUUGUGAACAAAUGGAACACAGCUCUGAUCGGUCUGAUGACGUACUUCCGUGAGGCUGUGGUCAACACCCAGGAGCUCCUGGACCUGCUGGUGAAGUGUGAGAACAAGAUCCAGACACGUAUUAAGAUUGGCCUGAACUCCAAAAUGCCUAGCCGCUUCCCUCCUGUCGUCUUCUACACACCCAAAGAGCUAGGUGGCCUUGGCAUGCUGUCCAUGGGCCAUGUGCUAAUUCCACAGUCAGACCUGCGGUGGUCCAAGCAGACAGAUGUGGGUAUCACCCACUUCAGGUCUGGAAUGAGCCACGAAGAAGACCAGCUGAUUCCUAACCUGUAUCGUUACAUCCAGCCAUGGGAGAGUGAGUUCAUUGACUCCCAGAGGGUCUGGGCUGAGUACGCCCUCAAAAGACAGGAGGCCAUCGCCCAGAACAGGCGUCUGACCCUUGAAGAUUUGGAGGACUCAUGGGACAGAGGAAUCCCUCGUAUCAACACACUUUUCCAGAAGGACAGACACACACUGGCCUACGACAAAGGCUGGAGAGUCAGGACAGAUUUCAAACAGUACCAGGUGCUGAAGCAGAAUCCGUUCUGGUGGACCCAUCAGAGGCACGAUGGCAAACUGUGGAACCUGAACAACUACCGCACAGAUAUGAUCCAGGCUCUGGGCGGUGUGGAGGGCAUCCUGGAGCACACACUCUUCAAAGGCACUUACUUCCCCACCUGGGAGGGUCUCUUCUGGGAAAAGGCCAGUGGCUUUGAGGAGUCCAUGAAAUGGAAGAAGCUGACCAAUGCCCAGAGAUCUGGUCUGAACCAAAUCCCCAACCGUCGCUUCACCCUUUGGUGGUCGCCCACCAUCAACAGAGCCAAUGUGUACGUGGGUUUCCAGGUGCAACUUGACCUCACAGGAAUCUUCAUGCACGGCAAGAUCCCCACUCUGAAGAUCUCCCUCAUUCAGAUCUUCAGGGCUCACUUGUGGCAGAAGAUUCAUGAGAGCAUCGUCAUGGAUCUCUGUCAGGUGUUUGAUCAGGAACUGGAUGCUCUUGAGAUUGAGACAGUGCAGAAGGAGACCAUCCACCCUAGGAAGUCGUACAAGAUGAACUCAUCCUGUGCAGACAUCCUCCUCUUUGCAUCAUACAAGUGGAAUGUCUCUCGACCAUCUCUGCUUGCUGACUCCAAGGACGUGAUGGACAGCACCACCACACAGAAAUACUGGAUCGACAUCCAACUGCGCUGGGGUGACUACGACUCGCAUGACAUCGAGCGUUACGCCAGGGCCAAGUUCCUGGACUACACCACCGACAACAUGAGUAUCUACCCCUCCCCUACAGGGGUGCUCAUUGCUAUCGAUUUGGCUUACAACCUCCACAGUGCCUAUGGUAACUGGUUCCCUGGAAGCAAGCCUCUGAUCCAGCAGGCCAUGGCCAAAAUCAUGAAGGCCAACCCUGCCCUGUAUGUGCUCAGGGAGCGUAUCCGCAAAGGUCUGCAGCUGUAUUCUUCCGAGCCCACUGAGCCGUACCUGUCCUCACAGAACUAUGGUGAACUCUUCUCCAACCAGAUCAUCUGGUUUGUGGAUGACACCAACGUGUACCGAGUCACCAUCCACAAGACCUUUGAGGGUAACUUGACCACGAAGCCCAUCAAUGGAGCUAUUUUCAUCUUCAACCCCAGGACGGGUCAGCUCUUUCUGAAGAUCAUUCACACGUCUGUGUGGGCCGGACAGAAACGUCUUGGACAGCUGGCCAAAUGGAAGACAGCUGAAGAAGUGGCUGCCCUGAUUCGCUCCCUCCCUGUGGAGGAGCAGCCGAAACAGAUCAUUGUAACCAGGAAGGGCAUGUUGGAUCCUCUGGAGGUCCACUUGCUCGAUUUCCCCAACAUCGUGAUCAAAGGUUCUGAGUUGCAGCUGCCCUUCCAGGCCUGUCUGAAGGUGGAGAAGUUUGGAGACCUGAUCCUGAAGGCUACAGAGCCUCAGAUGGUGCUGUUCAACCUCUAUGACGACUGGCUCAAGACCAUCUCGUCUUACACAGCCUUCUCCCGACUCAUCCUGAUCCUCAGAGCGCUCCAUGUCAACAAUGACCGCGCCAAAGUGAUCCUGAAACCUGACAAAACAACUAUCACCGAGCCCCAUCACAUCUGGCCCACGCUCACUGAUGAGGAGUGGAUCAAGGUGGAAGUGCAACUCAAAGAUCUCAUUCUGGCAGAUUAUGGCAAAAAGAACAACGUGAACGUGGCCUCACUGACCCAGUCUGAGAUCCGUGACAUUAUCCUGGGUAUGGAGAUCUCAGCUCCAUCACAGCAGCGACAGCAGAUUGCCGAGAUUGAGAAGCAGACCAAGGAGCAGUCACAGCUCACGGCCACGCAGACCCGAACCGUCAACAAGCACGGUGACGAGAUCAUCACCUCCACCACCUCCAACUACGAGACCCAGACCUUCUCCUCAAAGACUGAAUGGAGAGUCAGGGCCAUAUCUGCUGCCAAUCUCCACCUCCGAACCAACCACAUCUAUGUGUCAUCUGAUGACAUCAAGGAGACAGGCUACACCUACAUCCUGCCCAAGAACGUCCUCAAGAAGUUUAUCUGCAUCUCAGAUCUGCGAGCACAGAUUGCUGGCUACCUGUAUGGCACCAGUCCACCAGACAACCCCCAGGUGAAGGAGAUCCGUUGUAUCGUCAUGGUGCCACAGUGGGGAACACACCAGACUGUCCACCUGCCCAACCAGCUGCCUGGUCAUGAAUACCUUAAAGAAAUGGAGCCCCUCGGCUGGAUCCAUACUCAGCCUAAUGAGUCACCUCAGCUGUCCCCACAGGACGUCACCACCCAUGCCAAGGUCAUGGCUGACAACCCGUCUUGGGACGGAGAGAAGACCAUCAUCAUCACUUGCAGCUUCACCCCCGGCUCGUGCACGCUCACAGCCUACAAGCUGACACCCAGUGGAUAUGAGUGGGGUCGGCAGAACACAGACAAGGGCAACAACCCUAAAGGCUACCUGCCGUCCCACUAUGAAAGAGUGCAGAUGCUGCUGUCUGAUCGCUUCCUCGGCUUCUUCAUGGUGCCGGGCCAAGUGUCCUGGAACUACAACUUCAUGGGUGUGCGCCACGACCCCAACAUGAAGUACGACCUGCAGCUGGCAAACCCCAAGGAGUUCUACCACGAAGUCCACCGGCCCUCGCACUUCCUAAACUUUGCCUCACUGCAGGAGGGUGAGAUCUAUAACGCAGACCGUGAGGACAUGUACGCCUGAGAGCAGACGUCCUGCUCUGUGAACACAUUUUGUAGAUAACUAUGUGGAAUCAGUCCUGAACAGAUCUUGUAAUAUUGAACACAUGUAACUGUGAUGUUUGAAAUUUGUUAUGUGAAGGCUUUAGGACCUUUUUUAGAAACCUGUUAAUUUCUUUUUUUGGAUAUUUUCUACAAGUGUUUUGUUUUGUUCCCCAUUUUCUUACCUCCAUGAGUACAGUAAAGCUUCUUCAAGAAGAUGCAGUCUUUGAUUUUUGUGGCUUGUGAUACAUAAAAGCGUAUGUGCAUUUGUGUGUAGUUUUCAGUACACAAAACUUCUGGUAACAUUUGAUAAUGAACAUUGUUUGAAAAGGGUAAAGACUCAUUUCCCCUUAGCUCUUUGAGAAAUGAAAUUGAAAGUUGUAUUUUCAUGCCAGUCAUGCCGCGUUGCGAUGUCGUUGCUGUACAUCCUGUGACAUUGUAGCUUGGGUUUAAAUAAAGAUCACCAUUUUUAUAAACA